Messenger RNA from Clonostachys rhizophaga, 969 nucleotides. Lineage: Eukaryota; Fungi; Ascomycota; Sordariomycetes; Hypocreales; Bionectriaceae. The record is from the annotation of a GenBank genome assembly.
AUGACAACUCUCCAGCCAAGGCCUCCGUACACGGACGCCGAGCUCGCGGAGCUCUACCCUCCCCAGCUCCAGCUCCAGCUGGUCCAGAUUCUCCUCCGCCAUGGCGAACGCACGCCGGUCACCCCUCGUUUCACCAACACUGGCCUGCCUGCAUACUGGUCGUACUGCAACGCCGCGCGCCACCUGCGGAGCGCCAUCCUCGAGGACGACUCGGGCAAGUUUUCCUCCCUCGAGUGGAAGCGCCGCCUCGAGGCCUUCGGCCCCAAUGACCUCCCCGUCUUCGCCGCCGGCCCCAGCGGCGACCUAGACGCCGUCUGCGACAUGGGCAUGCUCACCGACCUGGGCCGCAGCACCACCACCGCCCUCGGCAGGCGCCUGCGCCACCUCUACAUCGACCGCCUCGGCUUCCUGCCGCCCAACCUCACCUCCUCCGAGUCCUUCUACUUCCGCACGACGCCCAUACCGCGCGCCCUCGAGUCCCUCCAGCAGACCAUCCACGGCCUGUACCCCUCCCACACUCGCUCGCCCGACCUGCCGCCCCUCACCAUCGUCGGCCGCGCCCCGGGCGAGGAGACCCUCUUCCCCAAUGACAGCAACUGCCGCCGCUUCGCCGCCCUCUCCCGCGCCUUCGCCCAGCGCACCGCCGACCGCUGGAACGGCUCGGACGAGAUGGCCUACCUGACCAAGAAGAUCGGCCGCUGGAUGCCCGAGGACAGCCCCAGGGUCGCCGUCGACUCCCAUCCCCGCCUCAGUGGCAUCAUGGACACCAUCAACGCCACCGACGCCCACGGCCCGGACACCAGGCUGCCCAAGGAGUUCUACGACCCGCGCGCUCGCCAGAUCAUCGAGGACAUCGCCGUCGAGGAGUGGUUCUCCGGCUACCGCGAGAGCCAGGAGUACCGCGCCCUCGGCAUCGGCGGCCUGCUGGGCGACAUCGUCACCCGCAUGGCCGGCAGCGCGGAGAACCCC